This is a messenger RNA of Polyodon spathula (Mississippi paddlefish), 923 nucleotides long. Its product is annotated as U6 snRNA-associated Sm-like protein LSm7. Gene Ontology annotation, biological process: mRNA splicing, via spliceosome; nuclear-transcribed mRNA catabolic process. The coding region runs from base 53 to 364 and encodes 103 amino acids. Gene Ontology annotation, cellular component: Lsm1-7-Pat1 complex; spliceosomal tri-snRNP complex; U2-type prespliceosome. The transcript has 4 exons. The record is from RefSeq and is a predicted model, not a curated record. Gene Ontology annotation, molecular function: RNA binding. NCBI's taxonomy places the organism in Eukaryota, Metazoa, Chordata, Actinopteri, Acipenseriformes, Polyodontidae.
UGCCUGAGGUCAGAGUUGCGAAGCCGAAGGGAGGAGUUUGGAAGGGUGAAAGAUGGCGGAUAAAGAGAAGAAAAAGAAGGAGAGUAUAUUUGACUUGUCGAAAUACAUCGAUAAGACCAUUCGAGUGAAGUUUCAGGGUGGACGAGAAGCCAGUGGGAUCCUGAAAGGGUUUGACCCCCUGUUGAACCUGGUGCUGGACGGCACUAUUGAGUACAUGAGAGAUCCUGACGAUCAGUUCAAGCUGACCGAGGACACCAGGCAGCUGGGGCUGGUGGUGUGCAGAGGGACCUCUGUGGUGCUCAUCAGCCCUCAUGACGGCAUGGAGGCAAUUCCCAACCCUUUCGUUCAGCAGCAGGAUGGUUAGGGGGUGUGUGGAGCCGCCCCUGCCCCAGCGAUCGCAGCGGUAACAUUCCCGCGCAAAAACAUCUCCCUCUCUUUCUCACUAGUCAUCAUCCAGGGAUAUCAACCAACCAAAUCCGUAUCCAAGAACAGUGAACUCCUAGUGUUCCGUCACAGAAUCCCUUAUUGUAUUCCAUCCUGGUAAACACGGUGUUCCCUGGACUUCAGUCCCAAAGGGAGACCUGAUCUUUCUCAUCAGAUAGCCCUGCAUUUAGAUGGUGGGAGCAAAAUCCUGCAGAAAUGCCUGCAAAGAAUUGUAUUUUUUGUGGUUUACACCCCUGGAGAAUCUUGCUUGUUUGAAGAUGGUGAGGUGGAGAAUAACCCUGUAGGUACGCUUGCAAUUAUGUUGGGUUUACAAGAGAACUCUUUAAGCGUGGUUUAAAUAUUUGAAUACAAGGUUUGUAUGUGUGGGUAGGUUUGGUAGGCAGACAGUGUGUUUAGUUUGUGAAGCAAAAUUUGAAUAGGUUUAACUAUCGUUUGCACAGUCUGUGUGAGCCCAGUGAGAAUCUUUUUUAAUUUUUUUU